GCGUCUGCCGUCCCUGGUGGCAGGAGGAGGCCGAGCUGCGCAGUGAUGGCACCAAGUCCACCAUCAAGCCCAGCCAGAUGUCGGUGGCCCGGAUCACCUGCGUGCGUGGGCAGGGCCCCAAUGAGGGCGUCCCCUUCAUCGAUGACUACAUCUCCACCCAGGAGCAGGUGGUGGAUUACCUGACCCAGUACUCCGGGAUCAAGCCAGGAGACCUGGAUGCCAAGAUCUCCUCCAAGCACCUGACCACCCUCAAAUCCACUUACCUGAAGCUGCGUUUCCUCAUCGACGUGGGCGUCAAGUUCGUGGGCCACGGGCUGCAGAAGGACUUCCGUGUCAUCAACCUGAUGGUGCCCAAGGACCAGGUGAUCGACACCGUGUACCUGUUCCACAUCCCGAGGAAGAGGAUGAUCUCCCUGCGCUUCCUCGCCUGGUACUUCCUGGACCUGAAGAUCCAGGGGGAGACCCACGACAGCAUCGAGGACGCGCGGACGGCGCUGCAGCUGUACCGCAAGUACCUGGAGCUGAGCCCGCAGGGCUCGGAGCCCGAGGAGUUCCGCAAGGUGCUCAAGGGGCUCUACGAGAAGGGCCGCAAGCUGGACUGGAAGGUGCCCGAGCCCGACAGCCAGAGCAGCCCCAAGCGUAAGAUGCCACUGCCACCCCCUCCCUGUGUCCCCUCUGCCCCCGCGGUGUCACUGCAGAGGGGGCUGUGUUCCCCCCUGGCCACUGCCCCCUUCCCCUGUUCCUUCUCCGUGUCCCUUCUGUCCCCUGCAGUGUCACCGCUGUCCCCACU
This is a messenger RNA of Cyanistes caeruleus (blue tit), 790 nucleotides long. The record is from RefSeq and is a predicted model, not a curated record. Lineage: Eukaryota; Metazoa; Chordata; Aves; Passeriformes; Paridae.